UGUAGGACGCCGCAAAAACAAAAACACACAGCCUGCGAGCAGGAUCGGUCAACAGUAACGUUUCAGAUCGACAGCACAGAAAUGGAUGACUUUGAACAAGAGGGAAUAAAUGAGGAGCUGAUUGAAUUUGCCAUUCGUGAGAGCAUGCAAGACGCCUACAAGCUGCCUUGUUCAUUACACACAAACAGUGAAGACUUCAACAAAAUAAUGUCGGCCAUUCAAACAGGCGAUGUGUGCGCCCUGCAGGAGCUGUCAGCGUGUGUGUCGGCCUUCAGAGAGAGUGACAGCAGGGCCCGGCUGCCUCUGCAUGCAGCAGCGGUGCAGCCUCUGCGGGAGAUCCUGCAUGUGGUCCUGCAAGUGGUGGUGACGUCCACAGAGUUGACCCUGGAGGAGCAGACGGAGGAUGGAGAAACUCCUCUGACUCUGGCAGCGGAGGCCGGUCUGGUGGAAAAUGUCAAGAUGCUGCUGCAGCACGGCGCUUCCCCACACAGUACAAACAGCAGGAACGAAUCCCCUCUGCUCAUUGCAGUGAGAAAGAAGUCAUACGACAUGGCUUUAUCCCUCAUCAUGGGCGGAGCCUUUGUGGAGCAGGUGUGUCUCUCUAAGUGGACGGCCAUCCAUGAAGCUGCAAAGGUGGGGUGUCCGGCCAUCAUGAUGCUGCUGCUUCAACAUGGAGCCAAAGUCACUGCUCGAGGCAAACAUGGGGUGACGCCUCUGGGGAUCGCCGCUGAAUAUGGCAACACUGAGGCUUUGGAUAUACUCAUAGAACAUGGUGGUGAUGUGAACGCCCAGGCCAGCAACGGAGACUCAGUCCUGUAUGAUGCGUCAGGAUCUGGAAACCUGGACUGUGUCAAGCUGCUCCUGCAGCACGGAGCCAACCCGAAUGUGGCUAGCUACGCCUGCCAGCUGCCCAUCCAUAGAGCUGCGUAUGAAGGACACAUACUAGCCCUCAGGACUCUAAUCCCCAUCACCGCAAAGAGAGCAAUCCGUCUCGCAGGCCAUAGUCCUGUCCACUCAGCAGCUGAUGGAGGACAGGUUGAGUGUCUGAAGCUACUUUUACAGAAAGGAUAUGAUGUCAACACCCUCCUCCACAUGCACAUUUCUGAGAACUACGGGGACCUGAGGAAAACUGCCCUUUACUUUGCUGUUUCCAACGGUGACCUGACCUGUGCUGAGAUGUUACUGGAGGCUGGAGCAAGAACUGAACUGGACCCACUGCGAUGCAUCCUAGUGGCUAUACGGGCUGAAAGGUACGAGCUGGUGCAGCUGCUGCUGUCCUAUGGAGCGGAUGUGAACUGUUACUUCAGAGUGAUCAGUAACACGGUGUUUCCCACGGCCUUACAGUACUGUCUCAGGGACCCUGAAAUGCUGCGACUGCUGCUCAACCGUGGAUACCGAGCUUACAAGUGUUUCCAGUGUUGCCAUGGCGACAGUGAAGAAACGGACAGUACUUGGAUAGACAUCCAUAACCAAGCCUACCACAUCUACUGUCAGCCGGAUGUUGUCUCGUUCUGUGAGUUUGUGUCGGUGUCGUGGCUGGAACACCUGGUGGGGAGUGUGGUGAGGCUGCUCCUGGACUACGUCAACCAUGUCAACAUCUGUCACAACCUCCGUCGCCUCCUGGAGAAGACGCCAGAGUGGGAUGAGCUGUCUGACAUACUGAGCAGGCCACGGCCUCUGCAGCACUUCUGUCGACUGGUAAUCAGAGGUCAUAUGAGCCUCAGGGUGCUGAAUGACCCAAAAGCCAUGGCUGCGGUUCCUUUUCCCCCCACGCUGAAGAACUACCUGACCUACAGAGUAUGACCCACGUCACAUGUUGUUGCAGGAUCAUGUUUUUUUGUGUUCAUGAGACAAAUUUACCUGUUUGAACGUUUUUUUAACGUCACUUUAGAAGCGUCUUGUCUCUUUCAGUGAAUGUCUCUUUUAUUUAAGGAUCCAAGCUUGUCAUAUACCAUGUCUAAAGUAAAAUAGAAGUGGUCAACUCGCAAUUAUUUUUGCACACUUUGUAUAUUAUCAAUAUGGAAUUGUAUUACAUAAUAAAAACA
Messenger RNA from Solea senegalensis (Senegalese sole), 2045 nucleotides. It is a transcript of the gene asb15b, whose product is annotated as ankyrin repeat and SOCS box containing 15b. Bases 82 to 1803 code for a protein of 573 amino acids. NCBI's taxonomy places the organism in Eukaryota, Metazoa, Chordata, Actinopteri, Pleuronectiformes, Soleidae. Gene Ontology annotation, molecular function: protein binding. The transcript has 14 exons. The record is from RefSeq and is a predicted model, not a curated record. Gene Ontology annotation, cellular component: cytoplasm. Gene Ontology annotation, biological process: intracellular signal transduction.